Molecule: messenger RNA, 733 nt
Organism: Argiope bruennichi
Lineage: Eukaryota; Metazoa; Arthropoda; Arachnida; Araneae; Araneidae
Exons: 4
Coding region: 138-731 (197 amino acids)
Source: RefSeq, a predicted model, not a curated record
CAAAGCUUCCCAUUUCUUUAUUGAUACUUUUUUUAUCUACUAAGUUUUUAUAAUUGAUUUAUUAUUAUAGUGAGCGCGUUAUUUUUAAAGAAGAGUGUUUUAACUAUCACAGUAACUACAAUUUCUCAAGACAUAGUAUGGAUUCCAGAAAUACUUCAUAUCACCUAGGUAACAAGCGAAAGCCAAGAAUUUUUGAAGAUUUACCAAGUUCUCUUCAGCAUACUACAGUUUCAAAUUUUAAUGUUGUGGACGCUGCUCCUCGACGUUCUAAGCAGUCAUCAAGACGUGAAAAAGAAGAACCAAAUGCACAUAAUUCGAAUAUCAACAUUAAUACUGAAGUACAUCAGAUUCUUCCACAAUCUACUAUCGCCAUUUCGGAGUUAUUUUCUGCUCUUAUGGAUCCUCCUGAAUUCCAAUUAGAAAAACGAGCUGAACCAAACAGUCUGAGAGUACAUUACUCUGCUGAUAAUAAUGCUACUGAAAGUCAAAGCAGAAACAGAAAGUUUACAAAACUACAAAUCGGUGUCCGAGCUAUUCUUGGUCUGAUGAUUUUAUUUAUUAUCAUUUGUUGUAUAGCUUAUUUCGUAGAACCAAAAUCUACGGCCUCCGUUUCGGUGACUCUUCUUUCUUUAUUUUUAGCGCUUAGUUGCUUUGCGUUAUAUAUUCUUCUAAUUUUUUGUAAGAUAUGUACGCUUCCAUGUACCAACGAAACAGCUGAAUUUGACUUUUAGAA